This is a messenger RNA of Magnolia sinica, 2525 nucleotides long. RefSeq names its product DNA replication licensing factor MCM7. Gene Ontology annotation, biological process: double-strand break repair via break-induced replication; DNA strand elongation involved in DNA replication; DNA replication initiation. The record is from RefSeq and is a predicted model, not a curated record. The coding region runs from base 72 to 2231 and encodes 719 amino acids. Gene Ontology annotation, cellular component: MCM complex; nucleus. Gene Ontology annotation, molecular function: single-stranded DNA binding; ATP binding; single-stranded DNA helicase activity. The transcript is spliced from 15 exons. Lineage: Eukaryota; Viridiplantae; Streptophyta; Magnoliopsida; Magnoliales; Magnoliaceae.
CUCUCUCUCUCUGCAGCAGAUUCUCUCUCUCUCUCUCUCUCUCUCUCUCUCUCUCUCUCUCUCCAGCAGAAAUGAAAGAUCUCGACUUCGCAGCGGACAAAGCCCUCGCCAAAGAUUUCCUUUCCAACUUCGCAGACGCGAACGGCGAAGCCAAAUACCUCAACAUCCUCCAAGAUGUCGCUAAUCACAAGAUCCGAGCCGUCCAGAUCGACCUCGACGAUCUCUUCAAUUACAAGGAUCUCGAUGAGGAAUUCCUGCAAAGGGUUACGGAGAAUACCCGCCGAUAUCUGGGUAUUUUCGCGGACGCCAUGGACGAUCUCCUGCCAGAGCCCACAGAGGCGUUUCCAGUGGACGAGGACCAUGACAUUCUGAUGACUCAGAGGUCGGAGGAAGGGACAGAGAACGCUGACGGUUCUGAUCCGUUUCAGAAGAUGCCUCCGGAGAUUAAGCGGUUCUUUGAGGUCUAUAUAAAGGCGUUUUCCAAAGGGACGCCAUUUACCAUACGAGAGGUUAAAGCUUCUUAUAUUGGUCAGCUUGUGAAGAUUUCCGGCAUCAUAACACGUUGUUCCGAUGUUAAGCCCUUGAUGCAGGUUGCUGUUUACACAUGUGAAGAGUGUGGGUUUGAAAUUUACCAGGAAGUAACUGCUCGUGUGUUCAUGCCCCUGUUUGAGUGCCCAUCCGCACGCUGCAAGAUAAACAAGGCAAAGGGAAACCUCAUCCUUCAGCUCAGAGCUUCAAAGUUUUUGAAGUUUCAAGAGGCAAAGAUCCAAGAAUUAGCAGAACAUGUUCCAAAAGGCCACAUUCCACGAACAAUGACUGUUCAUCUGAGAGGAGAACUCACUAGGAAGGUUGCUCCAGGUGAUAUUGUUGAGUUAUCAGGGAUUUUUCUCCCUAUUCCCUACACAGGAUUCAGAGCAAUGCGUGCGGGCUUGGUUGCAGAUACAUUCUUAGAGGCCAUGUCUGUUACCCACUUCAAGAAAAAAUAUGAGGAAUAUGAACUUAAAGGAGAUGAGCAAGAGCAAAUUGAACGACUUUCUGAGGAUGGUGAUAUUUAUAAUAAGCUGGCACAAUCAUUAGCACCUGAGAUAUUUGGUCACGAAGAUGUAAAAAAGGCUCUACUUCUUCUCCUUGUUGGUGCUCCUCACCGGAAACUAAAAGAUGGUAUGAAGAUCAGAGGAGACCUGCAUAUUUGUCUGAUGGGGGAUCCUGGGGUUGCAAAAAGUCAGCUUCUUAAACACAUAAUCAAUGUCGCACCAAGGGGAAUGUAUACAACAGGGAGAGGAAGCAGUGGUGUUGGUCUAACUGCUGCUGUCCAGAAGGAUCCUGUCACAAAUGAGUUUGUUCUUGAAGGGGGAGCUCUGGUGCUUGCGGAUAUGGGAAUAUGCGCAAUUGAUGAAUUUGACAAAAUGGAGGAAUCGGAUCGUACUGCAAUACAUGAAGUGAUGGAACAGCAGACUGUUAGCAUUGCGAAGGCUGGAAUUACCACUUCUCUCAAUGCAAGAACUGCUGUUCUUGCAGCAGCAAAUCCCGCCUGGGGACGAUAUGAUCUUCGAAGAACUCCAGCUGAAAACAUCAAUCUGCCUCCCGCUCUGUUAUCACGUUUUGACCUCCUUUGGUUGAUCCUGGAUCGUGCAGACAUGGAUAGUGACCUUGAAAUGGCUAGGCAUGUUGUCUACGUACACCAGAAUUUGGAAUGUCCUGCCCUUGGAUUCACACCACUCGAACCAUCUGUUCUUAGAGCAUAUAUUUCUGCUGCAAGGAGAACAUUCCCUUCUGUUCCGAAGGAGCUGGAGGAGUAUAUUGCAGGCGCAUAUUCCAGCAUUCGACAAGAGGAAGCCAAAUCGAGUACACCCCAUUCGUACACGACUGUGCGAACCCUUCUCAGCAUCCUCCGUAUAUCCAUUGCACUGGCAAGGCUCCGGUUCUCAGAAACUGUGGCUCAGAGCGACGUUGAUGAGGCCCUGAGGUUGAUGCAGAUGUCGAAAUUCUCACUUUACUCAGAAGAUCGCCAGAGAUCUGGUUUGGAUGCUAUCUCUGACAUCUAUUCAAUCCUGCGGGAUGAAGCUGCAAGGACUAACAGCAUGGAUGUGAGAUACGCUCAUGCACUCAACUGGAUCUCCAGAAAGGGAUACAGCGAAGCUCAGUUGAAGGAGUGCUUAGAGGAGUAUGCAUCCCUGAAUGUGUGGCAGAUCCAUCCCAACACCUUCGAUAUCCACUUUAUUGACGCCUGAUGUUUCUACCAUGCUUUUAGAAAUUUAACACAUGCGGACUUCACCACAUUGGAUUUUUUGAAUUUCUGGUUAAAGAGGAGGCUUGGAAUCCUCCAUGUGUUGUAAUUAUGUGAUUCUUUUGAGCCUAAUAUCAAUGUGGUUGGAUAUUCUUAGAAGUGUUUCUUUCACAAUUUCCCAACAUGUGUUUGUGACUUGUGACUCUGUGGAAGAGUUUUUUCAGUACUGAUACUGUUAAGAACAGUUCUAUAUUGGUUGUCUAUUUUGGAGUAGAAAAGCAAAUUGAAGGUUCUUUUU